Nylanderia fulva is the source of this 2683-nucleotide messenger RNA. The record is from RefSeq and is a predicted model, not a curated record. Lineage: Eukaryota; Metazoa; Arthropoda; Insecta; Hymenoptera; Formicidae.
UUGCAUUUGUUGUGUCAAGAAAAGAUAUUUUUAUAAAGAUAAAUAAAAAGAUGAUUAAGUUCAAAAUUUCCGCACCAGGCAGAAUCAUUUUAUCAGGGGACCACACGGUGACGUUUGGAAAUCAUUUUGUUGUGGCCGGCUUAGAUCUUCGCACCAAUCUAGAAUUCUGCGAACUAUCAGAUGAGCAAACUAACAUUAGAAUAGAGUUUCAGGAUUAUGAGAAGGAUGUACCUUUACAAGAAGUUCAAUGCUUAUCUUCUCGACUUAUUCGCGAAAACUUGUUUUCCGAUCAAGUCAAUUUGCUUAAAGAAGUGAAUUCCUUUAUCAACGUAAACAAUAUGUGGGAGAAAACCGAGCAGAAAAUUAGCUUACUAAUGCUCUUUUUCUUACUUUGUACUGUUACUUACAAAGAGCAUCUUGUCAUAAAACCUUUUCGAUUACACGUGUCCACUGAAAUUCCUUUUGAAAAUGGUCUUGGCGGUUCGACAUCAUUCGUGGUUUGUCUGGCAGCGUGUUUUCUUCAUUGGAAGCGUCUACAGAGUGGUGUUCAUAUUAGAUUUAAUGAACAAGACUUAGAGAAGAUUGAAGAAUACACUAGAUCUUGUGAGGGCAUUUUGCAAAAGGAUGCAUUAGCAACGAUCGAUGCCAAAGUUUGCGUAUAUGGCCGUAUAAAUAAAUGCAAACAUAUUCAUUCUAAUGUUUAUGAUAUGAAGUGUAUAGAUGUUGUUAAAACAGGAAUAAAGAUUCUAUUGAUCGGGACACAUCUUUGCCUAACGGAAGCACAAAGAUAUAAGCAAAUAGCAGAUCUGAUGUUGUCACGUAGCAAUUUUAAUUCUAUUUUUAAUGAAUUGGACGAAAUAGCAAUAAAUAUAUUUGAUGACCUAAAUUAUAUUAAUAAUAACAUAGAAAAUUCUGAUGCUUACAAUGACUUACAGAGAGACAUUAAGAAAAAUCAACAAAUGUUGAGCAAAUAUGAUUUGUCGUAUUUUGAAUUUGAUAUUGUUUCCUGCCUUGGAAGUGGAUUUAAUUUGGCAGGAAAACUUACAGGUUUUAAAGCGUUUUAAAAAUUAAAUACUUAAGAAGACAUAUGUACGGGUUCUUGGAGAAAAAUAGAAUUUAAUUUACCUGCUAAAUAAAAUCAAAUGCGCAUGUAACAAGUAUCAAAUAGAAUAUCGAGAAGAAACGACAAAUAUAAUCUCCAAAUUUUUCUCAUUUUAUGAGAAUAUAUUUUUUUAUAUAUUAAUUCCAAUAAAUAUAUUUGUGAGAGCUACGUAAAUUUAACUCUCUACCAUUCAACGUUGCAUCAGUUUUGUCAAGAAGAAGAAAUAUUUUCAUAAAGAUGAAUAAAAAGAUGAUUAAGUUUAAAAUUUCCGCACCAGGUGAAAUCAUCUUAUCUGGGGAACACACGGUGAUGUUUGGAAAACAUUUUGUUGUGGCCGGCUUAGAUCUUCGCACCAAUCUAGAAUUCUGCGAACUAUCAGAUGAGCAAACUAACAUUAGAAUAGAGUUUCAGGAUUAUGAGAAGGAUGUACCUUUACAAGAAGUUCAAUACUUAUUUUCUCGACUUAUUCGCGAAAACUUGUUUUCCGAUCAAGUCAAUUUGCUUAAAAAAGUGGAUUCCUUUAUCGACGUAAACAAUAUGUGGGAGAAACCCGAGGAGAAAAUAAGCUUACAAAUGUUCUUUUUCUUGCUUUUUAUUAUCAUUUACGAUAUGGAGCACGAAGUAAAACCUUUUCGUUUACGCGUGUCCACUGAAAUUCCUUUUGGAGAUUGUUUUGGCAGUUCAACUUCGUUCGCGGUUUGUCUGGCAGCGUGUUUUCUUCGUUGGAAGCGUCUACAAAGUGGUGAUUAUAUCAGAUUUAAUGAACAAGACUUACAGAAGAUUGAACAUUACACUAAAUCCUGUGAGAACAUAAUGGUAUAUUCUACGUUUAAGCCGCUCGAUGCCAAAGUUUGCAUAUAUGGCAGUAUAAAUAAAUGCAUAAGUAAUAAUUAUCAAUCUUGUUCUAUCGAGGAAACUAUAAAUUUAACAACAGGAAUGAAGAUUCUAUUGAUCGACACACAUCGCUUACAAUCAGACAAAUACAGCAUAUAUCUGCAAAUGCUAGAGUUAAAAUAUUUCCGUCCUAGCUAUUUCAAUUCAAUUUUAAAUGAUUUAGAGAAAAUAGCAACAAGAAUAUUUAAUGAUCUUUAUAAUAUUAAUAAUAAUAUAAAAGAUCCUGAUGCUUAUAGCAACUUACAAAGAGACAUUAAGAGAAAUCAACAAAUGUUAAGCAGAUAUGACUUGUCGUAUUUUGAAUUUGAUAUUAUUACCUGCCUUGGAGGUGGAUUCAAUUUGUCAGGAAAGCUUACAGGUUUUGGAGGCAGAUAUGUAUACUUUCUGUUACCACCAAGAAUAACACAGGAAGAAAUCAAACGUAUUACCAAUUUUUUUCGUAUAAAAGAUGCAGUUACAAAAUUGCUACAAUAGGCUGUGACGGAUUGAGAAUUAAUUAAUCCUACUAAAAUUAUAACAAUUACAUAUAAAUAAUUAAUUAUUAUUAAAUUGAUAGAAUACAAAAAAGAUAAAGCAAAAUUACUAACUUGAUAUUUGUGAAAUUUAAAAAAAAAUUACGAUUUCUUAAUAAUGUCGCAUUGAAUUAUGAAAUAAAAAGUGGGAAAACUUAGAAUUGAAAAUUCUUGU